Messenger RNA from Colletes gigas, 6352 nucleotides. Its product is annotated as serine/arginine repetitive matrix protein 2-like. Lineage: Eukaryota; Metazoa; Arthropoda; Insecta; Hymenoptera; Colletidae. The transcript is spliced from 3 exons. Bases 164 to 6097 code for a protein of 1977 amino acids. The record is from RefSeq and is a predicted model, not a curated record.
UAUGAAAACAAAGCUUCGUACGAGGGAAUGUUAUUCCAACCCGGAUUAAAGCAGAUCGAUCCGCGUUAGAAUUGAUUUAAAAAGUUCAGAAUCGACUAUAGAACGAAAAAGUCGUUUGUAAACAACUCUGUUGCUGCAUUUAAGAGGUUAGUCGUCGAAAAUUAUGGCUAAACGAAGGAUCGAAAAUAGACGUUCAUCCAGAUACAGCCGAUCUGAUUACAGUUCUGGUAUUCUAGAUCCUAAUACGGAAAUUUUUGGCGAUGAACGCCCGUAUUGGUGGAAAGAUGUCGAAAAUAAUACGAUAGCGCGACUAUCUAUGGGUCCCGAUAUCUUUGGCGAAACAACUGCUAACUUGGAUUCUAUUUCGAUGGUAGAUAUUAACACACCCAGAGCCGGAUGGUGGAAAGUUUUGGAAACGCCAAACACUUCGACUCCGUUGCCAGUUGCUAGGGAUCAUUCGAGGAAAGAUGCUGUUAAUAGAAUAAUAUCGACGUCGGAGUCGGAAGAAGAGUCCAGAAUUGCGAAAAGAAAGCGUUCUUUGAAGUUCAAAACAAGGAACACCAAGAGCAAUGCUUUCGUAAGCGCAUUAAACAGUUCUAAAACGUCGCUUGUGCCUGAACCUGUACGAAAAAAAAAUAAAGGCAGUACCGUGGAUAGCAAUGCAUCGACGGAGUAUAACGUCAACGUCAAACGUUUACAUAAGGUCCGAAGAAGUAGCUCCAACGAUAGCCAAAGCACAGACGUAAUUGUGAAAUUGAAACCUAGAAUUUUUGAGAAAAAACGCAAAGCUCCGAACACGAAUAUUUUUGAUAAUAUAUUGAAAGAAGACGAGCUACAAAGUCUUUCGAAGGAAAGGAUUUCGAGUACACCCUUUGUUAAAGAGAAUCGAAGAAUCCAGAGGGAGCGAGCUUCCAUGGAGCGUAAAACUGCAUCUCCUAUCGUUAACAGAUCACGGUUAAGUAAAUUUUCUCUGUCUAAUGUGGAUGAACAUAAUUCUUCUGCACCGAAUGCGCAGAGUACAUUACUUGAAAAUAAUUCUUUGCGCAUGCGUGACAGUAAUAAAGAUAGUGUUUCUAGCGACACAGAACCAAUAAUAUUGAAACCACCAUCAAGGUUCCUAAAACGUCGUAAUAAAAUCGCGGAAAGAAAUGUUUUUAAAAAUGUAUUAGUGAAGGACGAAGUUGAUAGCGGAAAGGAAAUAAACGAAUCUGCGAACAAGAACGUCGCAAGAGGAUCUAAUCGUUCGAAGAGAUCUUUGAUAUCGUCGGUGGAGGAAAUACGUGAAAUCUCGCAGCCUGUGCCAAGAAAUAUUGCAACCGAAAGUAGAACUGAACAUUCAAAGCAGAAUCCCUUUUUGGACAUUCUUCAGGAAGAUGAUAACGUCGAUCCACACGAGACAUCCGGAUUCCAAAUUUCUUUCAAUUCUGCAAACAACGAAAGACAUAGGAUCAAGAGCGCUCAGUCUUUGCAACGUAUAAGCAAAAGUAAAAUAAAUGAUCAAGAAAACAACGAGAUUUUGUCAACUUCACACCUAAAUCACGCAACCACGUCGGACGAAAGUAUAAAACCGAAUACAAAUUCAUCAAAAUCGCACAGCCAAGGAACAGUAAGUUUAUCGCAAAGUGUCGAUGACGAAGAUGAAACAUUGAUCGACUCAGCAGUCAGUCUCAUCGGGAAUUCGAAAGAGAAAUCUUUGAAUCAGGACUCGCCUCGGAAACCGGUUUCAAGGAACGAAAAUGAACCCGCUGUUUUAGAAGAAAAUAAUAUGGAAGAUAAUCAAAAUAAAAACUGGUUAAACUUAAGAGUUGUGAGCGACUCCGAGGAAGAAGAAUUCGAAUUGGCUGCAAGAAAGCCAAGAAAACGAUCGAGCAGUAUAAAAACACAUUCGCUUUCGACUAAGCAAAAUAAGAAAUCAAGCAAAUCACAGAACCAGUCUAAUUCGGCUAUUCUAACUGAAAAGGAACUGGAUGAAAUCGAUAAUAAUGCUAAAAGGCAAAGCAAGAAUUCAAAUAAAUCGCAAAAAUUGUCAGUUUCUCGUAUUACACGCGAUUCUGAUGCAGAAGACGUUGAGGAUGUAUCAAGAAAGCGAAGUAAAAAUUUAAGUAAUUCGAACAGGCUAUCGUCUUCAGCUAUCAUUCAUGCUCUUAAACAAAGUAACGCUGGUAAUACUGAUGAAGAACAAAACAAUAAAUUUAAUAUGUCGCCAGCGUUAACGUUGCGUAACAGCAGUAGCUUUCAUGAAGAAGGCAUGGAAUACAGUCCAAGAAGGCAGACCAGAAACUUGAACACGUCACGCAACCGAUCGGUAUCAGCUAUUGCAAAUAAAAAUGAACAAAGUGACGUUGAUAAUACCGCUACAGGAGAAAGCAAAAAUGUAAGCAGAUUGCCAGUUUCAUUUAUUAAUAAGGAGCUAGAGACAGAGGAACGUCGAUCUGUUCCAAAAAGACAGAGUCCAGAGAAGAGAUCAGUGAUAAAUAGGGAAGAGGAGGCUCAGGAUUCGGACGAAUCUAUUCUAACAAACCCAAACAGAAAUCCAAAUACAAUUGAUAAACAAAAUAGGACCACAAGUAAGUCGCUAAGACAAUCAAUGACAAGAAUCGACAGUGAUUCCGAGUCAGAAGACGAAACGCCGAAAAAGCAAAGCAAGAGGUUGAGCAGGUCAAGAAGAUCAGAUCUCUAUAUUUCGAACAACGUUGAAUCAAACGAAAUUGAUGACACUAGGAGUAAGAAAAGCAAAAAUAUAAGUAAAUUACAAAGAUGGUCAGCAUUACGCAAUGAAACUGACUCUGAAUCGGAAGAUCAAAUACGAUUGAAAAGGCAAAGCAAGAGGUUGAGUAGAUUGCAAAACCAAUCGAUUUCAGCGAUCAUGGAAGACGUUGAAUCCAACGGAAUUGAAACUGAUCGACACAGCAGAAAAAUAAAUGAAUCGUUAAGACAGUCAAUGCUGGACAAUGAAAGUGACUCUGAAUCAGAAGAUCAAACUCCUUCGAAAAGGGAAAGCAAGAGAUUAAACACAUCGCAAACACAAGCAAAUGUAAGCAGCAAAUUAAGUAUUCCGGAUGAUCCAGAACCAAGAGAAAUUGAGAGUGAUGGGAACAGACAAGGUAAAAAAAUAAAUGAAUCACAAAGGCAGUCGAUAUUACACAUUGAGAGCGAUUCUGAGCCAGAAAUUCAACGCUCUUCGAAAAGGCAAAGCAGAAAAUUAAGUAGAUUGCAAAAGAAAUCAGUUUCAGGUAUUGCAGAUGAGCCUGAGUCAGAUGGAACUGAUAAUGCUACGACCAGACAAAGCAAGAGAAUAACUCAAUUAACUUCUCACACAGAUAGUAACCCUGUCUCAAAAGUUGAAACUCCUACGAAAAGGCAAAGCAAGAAAAUAAGUCAAUUAACUUUACACGCAGAUAGUAACUCUGUCCCACAAGUUGAAAGUCCUUCGAAGAGGCAAAGCAAGAGGUUAAGCAGAUUACAAAGGCAAUCAAUUUCAGAUAUUGAGGAUAAAGAUGAAUCUGGUGGGACUGAUAAUGCUAUAAACAGACAAAGCAAGAAAACAAGUCAAGUAACUUUACAGGAAGAUAGUAACGCUGUCUCAAAAGUUGAAACUCCUACGAAAAGGCAAAGCAAGACAAUAAGUCAAUUAACUUUACACACAGAUGGUAACUCUGUCCCAAAAGUUGAAACUCCUACGAAAAGGCAAAGCAAGACAAUAAGUCAAUUACACACUUUACACACAGAUAGUAAUGCUGUCUCAAAAGUUGAAAGUCCUUCGAAAAGCAAGGGGUUAAGUAGAUUACAAGGGCAAUCAAUUUCAGAUAUUGAGGAUAAGGAUGAAUCUGGUGGGACUGAUAAUGCUAUGAACACACAAAGCAAGAGAAUAGGUCAAGUAACUUUACAGGAAGAUAGCAACUUGGUCUCGCAAGCUGAAACUCCUUCUAAAAGGCAAAGCAAGAGAUUAAGUAUUGCGCAAAAGCGGUCAGUUUCAGAUAUUGAGGAUAAAGAUGAAUCUGGUGGGACUGAUAAUGCUAUGAACACACAAAGCAAGAGAAUAGGUCAAGUAACUUUACAGGAAGAUAGCAACUUGGUCUCGCAAGCUGAAACUCCUUCUAAAAGGCAAAGCAAGAGAUUAAGUAUUGCGCAAAAGCGGUCAGUUUCAGAUAUUGAGGAUAAAGAUGAAUCUGGUGGGACUGAUAAUGCUAUAAACACACAAAGCAAGAGAAUAGGUCAAGUAACUUUACAGGAAGAUAGCAACUUGGUCUCGCAAGUUGAAACUCCUACUAAAAGGCAAAGCAAGAGAUCAGGUAAAUCGCAAAAGCGAUCACUUUCAGAUAUUGAGGAUAAGGAUGAACCCGAAGAAACUGAUAAUACUACUACCAGACAAAGCAAGAGAAUAGGUCAAGUAACUUUACAAGAAGAUAGCAACUUGGUCUCGCAAGUUGAAACUCCUUCUAAAAGGCAAAGCAAGAGAUCAAGUAGAGCGCAAAAGCAAUCACUUACUGCAGCUGAGACCAGACGAAGCAAGAGAAUAGGUCAAGUAACUUUACAGGAAGAUAGCAACUUGGUCUCGCAAGUUGAAACUCCUUCUAAAAGGCAAAGCAAGAGAUCAAGUAGAGCGCAAAAGCAAUCACUUACUGCAGCUGAGACCAGACGAAGCAAGAGAAUAAGUAAACCACAUCAUCAGUCAACUUUACAGACAGAUAGCAACUCUAUAUCAAAAAUUGAAACUCCUCCGAAAACGCAAAGCAAAAUUCUUAAUUUUGAAAAGGAAUUAGCUGUAAAAGUUGUAGAUAUAGCUCUGUCAUACAAGGUUGGCGAUACUGCAAGUAAACAAAAUGAGGGUAAAAGUGAAUCACAAAGGCAGUCAACGUCAAACACGCAGAGUGAGGCUGAGUCAGAAGUUGAAGCUCCUUUGAACAAAAGUGGGAAUAUACCGGAUAAAGCAGCUGUCGACGACGUUGAACCAGAUCAAACUAAGGAUACUACGGAGAUGCAUAGCAGGUUAAGUUUAGAGAAAGAGUUAACCGAAAUUCACGCAGACAACUCGAGCGGAAACAAAUCACAAGAUGAUAUAAAUUUCCAAUUAAGUUACACAUCGAGUAAUGUAAGUAAUAUUCGGAAACAAGUUACUACGAUAUCGAAAUCGAAGGAUCGAUCAACUUCCGAUUUAGAUAUCCAUAACACCAAAGGCAGCGAAGAUGCAUCAGAUGCCGAGGAUGUACGUGAAGCAAACAAAGAGUCUUUGCACGGGUCUAGUUACAAAGCAAUUACAAACGAAGCGCAAAACGUUGACAAAGAUUUACGCACACUCGGUACGAUCUUUGCCCCGUCUGACGCGCAUAAUUCUCGUACCGCGAAAGGAAACAUUUCCACGCAUCGCGCAGAGUCGAACAAAGAUCAAAAUUUGAUAAUCUCUUCGAAAAUUCCCUCCGUACGAACUCCUGUCGCUUCGACGAGUCAAAGGAACAUCAUGGACUUCCUUCAAACGACAAAAGCAGUGCCAAUGUCUCAGGUUUUAUCCGACAAACAGAAGCUCGAGGAGGUUAACAGAAAAAUGGAGGAGCUGAAGGCUCGAGUGCUCGAUAAAAUGAACGUGGAUCAGAAGAGCCGUGAGACCAAGAUCCCGUCGCAGGUUGCUAGAACCGGUGACAUUAACAAGAAAAAGAGACCGACGCAGAAGAAACAACCCUCGAAAGAAGUAAAUAAAGCUUUCCUGGUGAACGGUCAGGUGUACAAAGUCCCUCGUCUCGCUCGUCCAAAACCCUGGGUCACGAAACAUCUUUAUAAUUAUUUGUGGAAAUGCAUGGAACCGAAGUACGGUCUGAACACGCGAGUGAUUUCCGAGAAGUUCAUAAAUGAAUUGUCGCAGAUAACGACGUUGAUAUUGAAAAAAAAAUCGUACUCGAAGUACAGGCCCGAAAUGCAGAUACUGAUGAAGGAAAUGGCACGACUGGGUAUCAUCGAGAACAGAAACGAUUUUUAUCAUUUCUGUCAGGAUUUUUUCCCCUACGAGCUACGCAUUAAGCUGGUGCCAAUGUUGCUACCGGGGAACAAAAAAAAUUUCCCCUUCGAUCUGAGCAAGUUAUACAAAUCUCUCAACGACAAUUAAAAUCUUCAAAACGUUGAUAUUAUUGCUAUUGUUACUAUUAGAGUGUUAAUACGUUAUUUUUAUAUUUUUAUAUUUUUAUAUUCGAAGGUAAAUGUAAUUGAGCGAUUGCAAGUAAUUGUACACAGGGAGCUUAUGAAUAUUCUGAGGCCAUGGAGUAUUAAAACUUGUGUAACUUGAACUUCAGUGGGUAUUACAAUCAUAAUGUUUGCGUAAUAGUUUGUUCACGGACACUAUGAAGAUAGUUUCCGUUGAUUG